Messenger RNA from Ambispora gerdemannii, 229 nucleotides. NCBI's taxonomy places the organism in Eukaryota, Fungi, Glomeromycota, Glomeromycetes, Archaeosporales, Ambisporaceae. The record is from the annotation of a GenBank genome assembly.
AUGCAAGACACUGAUCUCACCAGCCAACAUGGUGCCAGAAUACAAGCAUUGGACGAAAAAAAUUGGGCAGAAGUUUUGUGGAGUGACAAGUCAACAUUUUCUAGUUUCAGCAAGCUCAUCAUAGCAGAGUUUGGAGAGAAUCAACAGAAAAAUGGCUUCCUGCUUGUGUUUCAAAAACAAUCAAGCACAGUCCAAGUUACAUGCAUUGGGCAUGCUUUUCUCGUCAAGG